GCGCCAAUUUCUCAUCGUUCUAUUCUAAGCACCGUUCUUGCACUCACUUCUUCUUUCACCAAACCCUAAAUAGUUCCACUCUCCUUCAAUUCUUCUUCCAUCAAUGGCUGCAGCAACUCCUUCCAAGUCUUUUCAAACUCCCUCCAAACCCAAUCUACGAUCCCAAUCCAAUCUCAAAUCUUCGCCUGUUCUAACCCCCCUCACACCACAAACCCUACAUCUCCGCAGAUCCGUGCGCGCCAAGUCCCUCCUCUUCGAUUCCCCUAAACCUCCGCAUGCACCUUGUGAAGUCUCACUCACAACCCCUAAGCGGAAGACUCGACGAUCGAUUGAUUAUGUCGAAGAGGAUUGCAGCAAAAACAAAGCCACAACCCGCACAGUUCCAUCCGUUAAUGCAGCGAAGAAGAAGAGUGGGAAGCGUUCAAUUGAAACUUCCUUGGCUCCGGUAACGCCGGUUUCAUCGGCGAAGGGGAAGAGGAAGAGGGAGGGUGAGGAGAGUGUUGUCACCAGAGCUAAAAGGGGAAAACCAGAGAAUCGGAAAGGGAGUGCGAAAUUGCCUGGGAGGCGUGUGCAUUAUAAAAAAGUGGUUUACGAUGGAGGCGAAUUUGAAUUGGGUGAUGAUGUGUAUGUGAAAAGGAGAGAAGAUGCUACCUCAGAUGCUGAAGAUCCGGAAAUGGAAGAGUGCAGGAUGUGUUUUUUCUCAAAUGAUGAGGUGAUGAUUGAGUGUGACGAUUGUUUGGGUGGGUUUCAUUUGAAAUGCUUGAAGCCACCGUUGAAGGAUGUUCCUGAAGGGGAUUGGAUAUGUGGGUUUUGUGAGGCUCUUAAGAUGGGUAAGGAAGUUCAGUUUCCAAAGCCUCCCAAGGGUAAAAAAUUGGUUAGAACUAUGAGGGAGAAGCUUCUUUCCAGUGAUUUGUGGGCUGCGCAUAUUGAAAGCAUAUGGAAAGAAGUGGAUGGCAACUACUGGUGUCGGGUGCGGUGGUAUACAAUUCCAGAAGAGACUUCUGUUGGGAGGCAACCACAUACUCUUAAAAGGGAGUUAUAUCGAACUAAUGAUUUUGCGGACAUUGAGAUGGAAUCUGUUCUUAGACAUUGCUAUGUCAUGACCCCAAAAGAAUAUGCUAAAGCUAGCAAUGAGGGAGAUGAUGUUUUUUUAUGUGAAUAUGAAUAUGACAUCCAGUGGCACAGUUUCAAACGGCUCGCUGAUAUUGACAAUGAAAGAGAGAAUGACGAAGGGACUGACAGUGACGAAGACUGGAAUCUUGACAAGGAACCAGACUCUGAUACAGAUGAAGAUGUUGAAUAUGAAGAGGAAAAUAUUAAAAGUGCACAAUCUCAGCCAUUAACAAGCCAUCAGUUAGCUGCUAAUCUGCACAAGGGACGGUUCUUUGGGCUUCAGAAGAUAGGUGCAAAAAGAAUUCCACAGCAUGUAAGGUGUCACAAACAGACUGAUCUUGAAAGAGCAAAGGCUACACUGCUGUUAGCAUCGCUGCCAAAAUCUUUACCUUGUAGAAAUAAAGAAAUGGAGGAGAUAACUGCAUUCAUUAAAGGUGCUAUUUCUGACGAUCAAUGUCUGGGGCGUUGCCUCUACAUUCAUGGUGUUCCGGGAACUGGCAAGACAAUGAGUGUACUAUCAGUAAUGAGGAGUUUGAAGUCAGAAGUUGAUGCAGGGAACAUCCAACCAUACACUUUUGUGGAGAUUAAUGGUCUGAAAUUGGCAACACCAGAAAAUAUUUAUAGGGUCAUAUAUGAGGCAUUAAAUGGACAUAGGGUCAGCUGGAAAAAGGCUCUCCACUUGCUAAAUGAGAGAUUUGUAGAAGGAAAGAAAACCAGAGAAGAGGCUGACCGGCCAUGUAUUUUACUUAUUGAUGAACUUGAUCUUCUAGUAACCAGAAACCAGUCGGUUCUGUACAAUAUUCUUGACUGGCCUACUAAGCCACAUUCCAAGCUAAUUGUCAUAGGGAUAGCAAAUACUAUGGAUCUUCCAGAGAAGUUACUCCCUCGUAUAUCAAGCCGAAUGGGCAUACACAGGCUUUGCUUUGGCCCAUAUAAUUAUCAACAGCUUCAAGAAAUCAUUUCAAGUCGCCUCAAGGGGCUUGAUGUAUUUGAAAAGCAAGCUAUAGAAUUUGCUUCAAGAAAGGUUGCGGCAAUCUCAGGAGAUGCACGUCGUGCUUUGGAGAUAUGCAGACGUGCAGCUGAAAUAGCAGAUUAUCGUAUGAAGCUAAUUUCAAAUCCUGAUUUUUCUACUUCGGGAAAAGGACUUGUUGGUAUGGUAGACGUUGAAGCAGCCAUUCAAGAAAUGUUUCAAGCACCUCAUAUUCAAAUGAUGAAAAGCUGUUCCAGGCUCAGCAAAAUUUUCCUGACAGCCAUGGUGCACGAGCUUUAUAAAACCGGAAUGGGGGAAACCACUUUUGAAAAGUUGGCUAUGACGGUUUCACGUCUCUGUACCAGCAACGGAGAAGUGUUUUCUGGAUAUGAUACUCUCCUGCGAGUUGGCUGUAAGCUGGGUGAAUGCAGGAUUAUUUUAUGUGAAGCAGGUGCCAAGCACAGGUUGCAGAAAUUGCAGCUUAAUUUCCCGAGUGAUGACGUGGCAUUUGCGCUGAGAGACUGCAAAGAUGUAACUUGGUUGUCAAAGUAUCUGAAUUAGGAAUCAGAAUUACAUUAUGUCAAACACACCGAGAUACCUGGCGAGAAGGAACAAAAACUAAGCCCCAGUAAGAGCUAAUGAAAGAACAAUUUUGCCCAUAACUUUUCUUUUUUAUAUUCUUUAUGACUUGCAUGAUUUUCAUCGUCUUUAACACUUUAAAAUAAUAUAUCAUUUGGUGUUGCAUUUUUUGUUCAAUGAAAAGAUAAUUCUCUUUAAACUUUUCCUUGUAAAAUUAU
Messenger RNA from Cajanus cajan (pigeon pea), 2880 nucleotides. NCBI's taxonomy places the organism in Eukaryota, Viridiplantae, Streptophyta, Magnoliopsida, Fabales, Fabaceae. The record is from RefSeq and is a predicted model, not a curated record.